CUCGUGUCGUAUCGAAAUCGUGAACAUUUUAUGUAAUCAAAUUGGAUACAGUACAGCCUAACCUCACUACGUAAGAAAAUUCAAAACAUUUAAAAAUUUUCAGUUCUUGUGCUGAAAAUGGCUGUUUUGAAAGGCUGGAGGUAUGCUGCGUUAAUAGGUGGACUAUUUGGGGCUAUAGCCAUUACAGUUUAUCCUAUAAUAAUCGAUCCAAUGUUGAACCCUGACAAAUAUAAAAGGGUACAGGAGGUUGCUAAGGCUCAGAUGAAACAAUAUGAUCCACAUGAGCGUCGAACCAGUUGAACAUUUAUAUGGGGAAUUUAUGUAUAUUGAGAACAUGUUUGUUUAUAGUUUUAUUUAAAAAAAAUAAAAGUACCUGUAUAAUUUAAAUAUGUUUAGCACCAUUAAUAUAAAAAUCACUUUAUC
Messenger RNA from Acanthoscelides obtectus, 423 nucleotides. The record is from the annotation of a GenBank genome assembly. Lineage: Eukaryota; Metazoa; Arthropoda; Insecta; Coleoptera; Chrysomelidae.